Molecule: messenger RNA, 1484 nt
Organism: Nelumbo nucifera (sacred lotus)
Lineage: Eukaryota; Viridiplantae; Streptophyta; Magnoliopsida; Proteales; Nelumbonaceae
Source: RefSeq, a predicted model, not a curated record
CUCUCUCACUCAGUCGUCCCUCUCUAGAUCUCCCUCGCUCUCAGUCAUCCCUCUCUCGCUCUGCCUCGCUCUCAGACAUCCCUCUCUGGCUCUCUCUCUGAUCUGAUCUCUCCACCAGCUUUGAUUUGAUUUCUCUCUGAUCUGAUCCCUCCGCUAACUUAGAGUGCAGUAAGAAGUGGGAGAUGGAUCUGAAGCUCGAGUUAAUUUCCUAACGCAGCAUUGUUCGUUCAUCACCGAUAGAAGUGAUCUAAUUGUGCAGGUCACUCCACCUGUUUGUUUUCUGGAUCCUUUUUGAGAAUGUAAUGUCCCUGCACCGGACUAAGGCAACCUUUAUUGGCCUGCUGGAGGCAGGAAGAGUAAAUGAAUGGAUAUUAACUGAGAAAUUGGGAGAUGCUCUCAAGGUAAAAGCAGCCAAGAAACCUCGAGUCAGCAUCAGAGAAAGACUCCAUCUGCUGGAGCUAGGAGUUGGAAUGCUUCUCUUCCUUGUCGCAUGCUAUGGUCUUGCUUAUGGAAAGAACCAUUACUUCCUAUACCUCUAUCUGCAAUCUUUGGCAUUCUUCAUGGGAGUCCCUUGUGUGAUAUAUUGGAAGAAUACAUUUUCUAGGUAUGCAGCAUGCCAUUUUCGACAGGCAUUGCUAUCAGUGGUACAGAGUUCAUGUAGCCAUACAUGGGAUGCAUUCCAACUUGCCCAUGCAUCGUUUAGGCUCUAUUGUGUACGAAACAACCAUGUCUUGCCAACCAACAGCCACAAGGUUAGUAGUAAGGUGGGGCCACGCCUACUAGGUGAACCCCCAAAGAUUAAUAUUGCUCCACCUGAGAAGGAGGCUGAGGAAGAAGAUGAAGAAGGUUCAUCAGGCUCUCUCCUAGCGAUAAAAGUAUAUGGUGAUGAUGUGAACAUUAGGUUUCUUGUUUGUGGAGUGCCAUGCACAUUGGAUGCAUUCUUGUUGGGAUCUUUGGAAGAUGGCUUAAAUGCCAUCUUAAGCAUUGAAAACUCUAGUUUAAGGUCCAAAUUCUUCACUGAUACUGUAAGCAUUCCAUCUUAUUAUCUUGAACCUUGGAUAAAAUGUCCUAUGAGAACUAAUUUUUCUCAUAUUCUUUCUAUACCUAAUGCAUUGAUUGGUGGAGCUAAGGCAGUGGAUUUUGAUUUUUUUUAUUAUUAUUUUUCACAACAGGAAAGCUUUGUCAUUCUCUGCCCCCUCCUUCAUUCCUCUUCCAAACUGCCCAAUGAAUUUUCUCGACCUCAAGGGCCGAAGAGAGAGAUAAAAGAGAUCAAUCCUGAAAGGAGAGUCACAUGCCCAGAAAGCUGAAGUGGCAAUUAAACAUUCUUCUACUACAAGGCAGCCAUGGAGACACCUUGGAUGUAGCAAUUGGCUUAUUUGUUGCUCGGCUCUCACAGUUGCAGAGAAGAACACAGGUUCUCUUUGCUGACCCGAAUUAGAUAUGCCUGGGCUUUUCGUUCUCCUAGAACCUGCAGGCUGUACAGC